AUGAAGUACUCAAUCAUCUUUGCUAUCGGCUCCGCAGCGCUGGCUGUAGCGGCUCCUGUCACUGUUGACAUCAACAGCCGUGAUACUACUGUCGUUACUGGCGGUACUGGCAUCGGAUUCGAGGGCCAAGGCCGUGGCGGCAGUGUUGCCAACGGCGGCAAUGGCGGUAACAGCCGCAAGGGCAACGGUGGUGACGGUGGCGCUGGAGGCAUCGCUAAACGUGAUACCACUGUCGUCACUGGCGGUACUGGCAUCGGCUUCGAAGGCAUCGGUCGCGGUGGUAGCGUUGCCAACGGUGGUGACGGUGGUAACACUCGCAAGGGCAACGGAGGCAACGGAGGUGCUGGCGGUAUCGCCAAACGCGAUACUACUGUCGUUACUGGCGGCACUGGAAUUGGAUUCGAGGGCCGUGGACGUGGCGGCAGCGUCGCUAACGGUGGCAACGGCGGCAACAGCCGCAAGGGCAACGGUGGUGACGGCGGUGCUGGUGGCAUCGGACGACGCUCGACAAUCGUCACUGGCGGUACUGGAAUUGGCUUCGAAGGUAGCGGUCGCGGCGGUAGCGUUGCCAACGGUGGCAAUGGUGGUAACAGCCGCAAGGGCAAUGGUGGUGAUGGCGGUGCUGGCGGCAUCGGAAGGCGUUCGACAAUCGUUACCGGUGGCACUGGCAUCGGAUUCGAAGGCAGCGGUCGCGGCGGUAGCGUUGCCAACGGUGGCAAUGGUGGUAACAGCCGCAAGGGUGAUGGUGGUAGUGGCGGUGCCGGAGGAAUCGCCAAACGAUCCGACUCUAUUUUCUCCCUUAUAGCUCGCAAGUUCACCAUCAUCAGCGGUGGACCUGCUAUCUCUUUUGGUGGCAACGCUCACGGCGGCGAUGUCGGUGAUGCUGGCAACGGCGGUAACGGUGGCAGGAGAGGUGGCUCAGGCGGUAGCUCUAUCAUCAACACCAAGAACUAA
This is a messenger RNA of Bipolaris oryzae ATCC 44560, 954 nucleotides long. RefSeq lists its product as uncharacterized. The transcript is spliced from 2 exons. The record is from RefSeq and is a predicted model, not a curated record. Lineage: Eukaryota; Fungi; Ascomycota; Dothideomycetes; Pleosporales; Pleosporaceae. Bases 1 to 954 code for a protein of 317 amino acids.